Monosiga brevicollis MX1 is the source of this 1389-nucleotide messenger RNA. RefSeq lists its product as uncharacterized. The transcript has 4 exons. Lineage: Eukaryota; Choanoflagellata; Craspedida; Salpingoecidae. The annotation marks the transcript as partial. The record is from RefSeq and is a predicted model, not a curated record.
AUGGCGCGCAUUGCUGUUAGCAAGCUGGACAUCCCAGGCAACAAGCUCGCAGUCAACAACACCUAUGGCCUGCUUGCCUAUGCCCAGAGUGGCGGCGUUGGCCUGUGCCAGCUGGGCGCUGCCCUCACCGAAUGCCGACCCGCACACAAGGAGCUUGUCGUACCCGCCUCCCAGGUGACCGUGCAGACCAGUGAACAGCCCCAACACGUAGCUUUUAGCAGUGAUGGCGAGACUUUGGCCGUGGCUGUUGGCAAAGAAUGCCUCUUGUAUGAUGUAGCAGCCUGCUUUCAUCAAACCGAGCCGAUCAAGCCCUUUCAAACCAUUGCGGUCGCUGCCACCAUCCGCGACGUCGCAUGGAACCCAGCAGCAGCCUCAUCAACGGCCACGACGACGGCCAAGCCCAAUGAGACUGGGGCCACAGCUAGUUCACCUUUCGGAUCGCCCGUGUCAUCAUCAGCAGCAGCCACCACAACGUCGACCACCAAGCCCACUGGAUCUGGAACAAUAGCUUGUGCAUCCUUCGGAUCCCCCGUGCCUUCACCAGCAGCAACCACCACAACGUCAAUCACCAAGACCAAUGAGACUGGAACCCUUAGUUUCCGUGGCUUCGAAUCCCCGGUCUCAUCAUCAGCAGCAGCCACCACAACGUCGACAGCAAAGCUCAAUGACGCUGAAACUUUGGGUUUCCGUGGCUUCGGAUCCCCUGUAUUAUCAUCAGCAGCAGCCUCAUCAACGGCCACGACGACGGCCAAGCCCAAUGAGACUGGGGCCACAGCUAGUUCACCUUUCGGAUCGCCCGUGUCAUCAUCAGCAGCAGCCACCACAACGUCGACCACCAAGCCCAAUGAGACUGGGGCCACAGCUUGUGCACCCUUCGGAUCCCCCGUAUCAUCAUCAUCAGCAGCCACCACAACGUCAACAGCAAAGCCCAAUGGGUCUGGAACCUUUAGUUUCGGUGGCUUCGGAUCCUUCGUAUCAUCAUCAGCAGCAACCACCACAACGUCGACAGCAAAGCUCAAUGACGCUGAAACUUUGGGUUUCCGUGGCUUCGGAUCCCCUGUAUUGUCAUCAGCAGCAGCCUCAUCAACGGCCACGACGACGGCCAAGCCCAAUGAGACUGGGGCCACAGCUAGUUCACCUUUCGGAUCGCCCGUGUCAUCAUCAGCAGCAGCCACCACAACGUCGACCACCAAGCCCACUGGAUCUGGAACAAUAGCUUGUGCACCCUUCGGAUCCCCCGUUUCAUCAUCAUCAGCAGCCACCACAACGUCAACAGCAAAGCCCAAUGGGUCUGGAACCUUUAGUUUCGGUGGCUUCGGAUCCUUCGUAUCAUCAUCAGCAGCAGCCACCACAACGUCGACCACCAAGCUCAAUGACACGGCAACUCUA